AUGCAAGGCUUCACACUUCAAUCACUCGUCCGGCCUCUGCUCUGGUUGCUGACAUCUCCCUCCAGAUUUGAGCCAAGCUUGACAUUCUAUCUCGUUCGAGUGGUCGACCUCCUCCUGUUUCGUUGCUCGUUACUUGAUCCCUUGAGGACUGAGAACUUGAGCUGUAAUCCCGUUGGGAAUUAA
Molecule: messenger RNA, 183 nt
Organism: Eruca vesicaria subsp. sativa (arugula)
Lineage: Eukaryota; Viridiplantae; Streptophyta; Magnoliopsida; Brassicales; Brassicaceae
Source: the annotation of a GenBank genome assembly